Messenger RNA from Leptosomus discolor (cuckoo roller), 1585 nucleotides. It is a transcript of the gene RGS17, whose product is annotated as regulator of G protein signaling 17. The record is from RefSeq and is a predicted model, not a curated record. Lineage: Eukaryota; Metazoa; Chordata; Aves; Leptosomiformes; Leptosomidae.
UGGGCACUGAAGUAGCUGAAAUGAGAAAGAGGCAGCAGUCACAAAAUGAAGGAACAUCAGCUGUGUCUCAAGCACCUGGAAACCAAAGGCCCAACAACACAUGUUGCUUUUGUUGGUGCUGUUGCUGCAGCUGUUCAUGCCUCACUGUUAGGAAUGAAGAUAGAGGAGAUAAUGCAGGAAGGCCAACACAUACGACCAAAAUGGAGAGUAUCCAAGUCAUAGAAGAAUGCCAAAACCCUACUGCAGAUGAGAUUUUGUCUUGGGCUCAGAAUUUUGACAAGAUGAUGAAAACACCAGCUGGGAGAAACCUUUUCAGAGAGUUUCUUCGAACAGAGUAUAGUGAGGAGAACCUGCUUUUCUGGCUAGCAUGUGAAGAUCUAAAGAAGGAGCAGAACAAGAAAGUUAUUGAAGAAAAAGCAAGACUUAUAUAUGAAGAUUACAUUUCUAUACUAUCACCAAAAGAGGUUAGUCUUGAUUCCCGGGUGAGAGAAGUGAUCAACAGAAAUUUGUUGGAUCCCAGCCCACACAUGUAUGAAGAUGCCCAACUCCAGAUAUACACCCUAAUGCACAGAGACUCUUUUCCAAGGUUUUUGAACUCUCAGAUUUAUAAGUCUCUUGUUGAAAGUAUUACAGGCUCUACUUCUGAAACUUAAUUUUUAAUUUACAAACAAAAUAACUUGAUUUUUUGGGGGUGGGUGGGAUGGAAGAAAAGUAGUUUAAUAACAUCUGGAGCUGGGUUCCUGGAGAACUACAGUUUAGCACUCUCAGGCUACUGUGAAGAAAACAAAUACAUAUUACGGUCUCUGUCUACAUUUUUACCAAGGUCCUCCUUGCUCGAGAUGGCGUGGGAGGGGAACAAUGGAUUUGCCAAAAUACAUUUGUUUCACACUCCUUUCACCCUACUGCAGUCAAGAUUGCAAUGAUGUAUUUGUAGUUUUAUGAACAGUCUCCUUGUGUAUCCUCACACUGCAUGUGCAAGGUAAAACUGCUUCACUUACCACUUAGUUGUUGCAAUAUUUAAUCCAAUAACAUAAAUUAUCUCUGUAUUUAAGGACUUUUUUUGUGCAAUACAGUCUUAUGGUACAUAGAAACAAUUGCAGCAAACCAGAGAGGCUUGCAUUUUUUAACAUCAGUAACUGAAAAAAGCCAAUUUUUAAGGUGUAGCAUUACUCAACAUGCUCUACUGAGUACAAUACACUGACUUUUUGAAGCCAAUAUUUCUGUACAGAAAAAAAGAGCUAUUUAUCACUGUUUAUUUAAAAUAAAUCAAGCGGAGGAUUCCUCUGGUUGUUCACUGCCAAAACUGUGGCAUUUUCAUUACAGAGUUUGCAAUGUCAAAAAAAGAAAAAAAAAAAAAAAAAAAAAAAAAAAAAAAAAAAAAGAAGAAAAAAAAAAAAAGCACAAACCACUUAAAGGGAUCCGUAUCUGGGUGACACAAUCUAUGCGCUGAUAUUGUUUAAUUGUUAAAAGAACAAAGAUUUUCAAUGUACAUUUCAGAUGUCAGAUACUGUAAUUGAUUUAUUAAAGACUGGCUAUCCAGUUCUAACACUGUUGUAUAAUGUUAUGUACUUCAGCAAAAAAAAAA